Molecule: messenger RNA, 513 nt
Organism: Dentiscutata erythropus
Lineage: Eukaryota; Fungi; Glomeromycota; Glomeromycetes; Diversisporales; Gigasporaceae
Source: the annotation of a GenBank genome assembly
AUGAAUUUAGUAAAUGCAGCAAAAAGAUGGAUAUCUAGUUUAGAUACUCCUUCAAAUAUAGAGCGAGCUAAAAAUUGGAUAAAAAAUUUUUCUAAAGAAUCAAUUCCAAAAGAUGUGAUAACCAUUACCUUUGCUCGAAGUAGUGGACCUGGUGGACAAAAUGUGAACAAGGUUAACACAAAAGUAGACCUACGAUUUAAUUUGAAUCAGGCAGAUUGGAUACCUGAAUAUGCACGCAAGAAACUAGCGAUCCAAGAAUCAAAUCGUAUAAACAAAAAGGGCGAAAUUAUUAUAACUUCUGAAACAACACGUUCACAAGCUAAAAAUAUUGAAGAUUGCAUAGACAAAUUAUAUGAAAUUAUAGUGAAGGCUGCUGAAAUUCCAAAAGGUCCAAGCGAAGAAACAUUACAAAGAAUUGAAAAACUUAAAAAAGAGGAGGAUCAAAGGCGAAAGUCAGAUAAGAAAUUUAGAUCUCAGAAAAAAUCUGGACGGAAAUAUUCAGAUGAUUCAUAA